Messenger RNA from Tetranychus urticae (two-spotted spider mite), 2456 nucleotides. It is a transcript of the gene ThrRS, whose product is annotated as threonine--tRNA ligase. Gene Ontology annotation, cellular component: cytoplasm; mitochondrion. NCBI's taxonomy places the organism in Eukaryota, Metazoa, Arthropoda, Arachnida, Trombidiformes, Tetranychidae. The record is from RefSeq and is a predicted model, not a curated record. Gene Ontology annotation, biological process: threonyl-tRNA aminoacylation. Gene Ontology annotation, molecular function: ATP binding; threonine-tRNA ligase activity.
UUCCCACUGUCUGAUGAUGAAAUGAGAAGGAUCCGGUUCAACGUGAACUUAUUUAAUAGUAGACUCAAUAUAGUUUUUCAUCGAUUUAAUCACAGCUUUAACAAAUCACGCUUUAAAAUGACUGUGUCAAGUGUCGUUGCAAGUGAAAGUGCUACUCAACAAAUCAAAACACCUUUGAAAGAAUUAUCUCCCAGUCCUGAGUUUAUCGAACAUCGGUUGAAGCUAUGGGAUAAGUUUAAAUCUAUUUAUUUGGCCGAGUUGGCUACCAAAGAACCUAAAUUGAUUAAAAUCUCCUGUAUUGACAAAGAUGGAAAUUUAAAAACUUUAGAGGGACUUGAAAGCUGGAAGACAACUCCGAUUGAUGUUGCCAAAAAAGUUGGAUCCAAAUCAUGGGUUGAAAGCAUAAUCAUUUCAAAAGUUAAUGGAAAGUUGUGGGAUCUUGAAAGACCAUUAGAGGAAGAUUGUUCAAUUGAGUUAAUCAAAUUUGAUGAUGACACAGGUAAGGCUGUCUUCUGGCAUUCAACUGCCCAUGUUUUGGGAGAAGCCCUGGAAAGAUUAUAUGGAAGUCACCUUUGUUAUGGUCCUCCAAUUGAAAAUGGUUUCUAUUAUGAUAUGUACAUGAUUCAUAAAUCGUGUAAUCAAUGUGGAGAAUCUGGUGACGCGGAAGGAAAACCUACUGAUGAUAAUCUAGCGACUGUUUCAUUACAUCAUUUUCCUCAGAUUGAAAAUCUAAUGAAAACUAUUUGUAAUGAGAAGCAACCUUUUGAGAGACUCGAAUUGACCAAAGAACAGCUGCUUGAAAUGUUCAAUUACAACCAAUUUAAAGUAAGGAUCUUGAAUGAAAAAGUCAAGGAAGACCGGACCACUGUUUACCGAUGUGGCUCCCUAAUUGAUCUAUGUCUAGGUCCUCAUAUCAAACAUACUGGACUGAUAAAAGCAUUGAAAGUCACCAAAUCAUCUGCUACUCAUUGGGAGGGUGAUGUAUCUCGUGAGCAGCUCCAAAGAGUUUAUGGAAUCUCUUUUCCUGAUACCAAACAAAUGAAAGAAUGGGAAAGAUUUCAAGAAGAGGCAGCAAAACGUGAUCAUCGGAAAAUUGGUGUAGCCCAAGAUUUGUUCUUUUUCCAUGAAUUCAGUCGCGGAUCUGCAUUUUUCACCCCAUAUGGUGCAUAUAUUUAUAACAAUUUGAUUGAAUUUAUUAGAAAAGAAUAUCGCAUGAGAGGCUUCAAAGAAGUUAUAUCGCCAAAUAUUUACAAUACCAAACUAUGGGAAACAUCGGGCCAUUGGCAACAUUAUAAAGAUAAUAUGUUUGUUUUUGACCUUGAUGAAGAAAAAUAUGCCCUAAAACCAAUGAAUUGUCCUGGACAUUGUCUUAUUUUCGAUUCACGCACUCGCUCAUGGAAAGAUUUACCCAUAAAAUUCGCAGACUUUGGUGUUCUCCAUCGAAAUGAAGUCUCUGGAGCUCUCUCAGGAUUGACUCGGGUUAGAAGGUUCCAACAAGAUGAUGCCCAUAUUUUCUGUUCCUAUUCACAAAUUGAAAAAGAAAUUCUGGAAUGUCUACAAUUCAUGCAAGACGUUUAUUCAACCCUUGGAUUCACUUUUGAUAUGGUUUUAUCCACCCGUCCUGAUUCUUACAUUGGUGAACUUUCUAUCUGGAAUAAUGCAGAAGAAUCUUUGAAAAAUGCUUUGAAUGCCAGUGGAAAUAAAUGGGGUCUAAAUCCCGGUGAUGGAGCCUUUUACGGACCAAAAAUUGAUAUAACCGUAAAAGAUGCCCUCAAAAGACCUUUCCAAUGUGCUACAAUCCAAUUAGAUUUUCAGCUACCAAUAAGAUUCAAUCUUAGUUAUAUUGGACCCGAUGGGGAAAAACACAAACCAGUAAUCAUCCACAGGGCUAUUUUCGGUUCAGUUGAAAGAUUUAUAGCAAUUUUGACCGAAAACUUUGCUGGAAAAUGGCCUUUCUGGUUAUCACCAAAACAAGCAAUUCUCAUUCCGGUAGCUGAACCAUUUGUUGAAUAUGCUGAAUCAGUUCGCUCGAAACUCUAUUUAGCUGGUUUUGAAGCAGAAAUCGAAGCUGAUCCAGGGCUCAGUCUAAACAAAAAAGUUCGUAACGCCCAGCUUGAUAAAUUCAAUUUUAUCUUGGUUGUUGGUGAAAAGGAAAAAGAAAACGAUUCAGUGAAUGUGCGAACUCGAGAUAAUGUGGUUAGAGGUGAAUUUAAAGUAGACGAUUUGAUUGAGAAAUUCAAACGUUUCAAGGAGCAAAGAUUAUUGAAAGCUGAAGAUGAGUUUUAAAAGCUCUGAGAAUAAUAAGUAUCUUGAUUUAUCUAAAUUAAAUUAAUUGCAGCAUUUUACUGUCAAGCUAUUCCGUUGCUCUACCUUUGUUUUAAUUAAUGCACAUUGAAAAGGUUCAAUUUAAAAUGAAAUCAUUCAAUGUCAGAAUAAAUACUGAAUGAACCAAAAAA